AUGGCUGAAUCAACGACGUCGCAGCCGGGCUCGGAAGCUCAGGCGUACACCACUCCAGACGUUAUCGUCACUGGUAACGAUGACCCUUCUGCCCCACAUGCGUCCAUCACAAGCCGAACACGAUUCGAGCGCCUGAUGCUUAUUGGCAAGUGCUGUGUGCCACUGCGAGUCGAAGCACUCAAGGCUGCCGUUGCCGAAGCAAAGAGCGGUUCAGACAUCGUACGCUACAAUGAUGCGUGCGCCCUGCUCAGUGCAGCUGCCCCGGACGAUCCUGAUGCGCGGAUGGAUGGAGCGUGGAUCGAGAACACCGACAUUGCCAACAGAGCCGAAACUACUCGCUUGGAGACGGAACUUAAAGGGUACAGGAACAAUCUCAUCAAGGAGAGUAUUCGGAUGGGCAACGAAGAUCUGGGAAAGCAUUUCGAAAGUAUAGGCAAGCUUGCUGAAGCUACCGAAGCAUACAGCAAAAUGCGCCAUGAUGUCAGCACCACCAAACACAUUUUCGAUUGCGGCACGCACUUGGCCAGCGUCGCUUUUCAGCGCCAUGACUGGGCCAGCGUGCUGAGCAAUGUUGGCAAGAUAUCCAAUAUCCAAAGCGGCGACGACGAACAGGAACAGCAGGCCUACACCAAGGUGGCAUCAGGUGUUGCCUUGCUGGGAAUGGGCAAUUUCCACGAUGCGGCUAUGACCCUCAUCCAUACUAACCCGAAUGUGUCCCCAGCCGAAUACAGCACAGUCGCAAGCCCCAACGACGUCGCCAUCUAUGGAGGGCUUUUGUCGCUGGCAACCAUGGACAGGACAGCUUUGCAGUCUCGUAUACUAGAUAAUCAAUCCUUCAGGACAUUCCUAGAGCACGAGCCGCACAUCCGAAAGGCGAUUAGUUUGUUUGUUAACGGCAGAUACUCGACUUGUCUCUCCAUUCUGGAGUCUACGCGGGCGGACUACCUACUCGACAUUUACCUACAACCACACAUUUCCGCAAUUUACUCUUUGAUCCGCGAAAAGUGUAUUGUCCAAUACUUUAUACCUUUCUCGUGUGUCACGCUAGACAGCUUGGACGCUGCAUUUGGAAAGCCCGGCCAAUCCGUUGAGCCAGAGCUCAUCAGGAUGAUUCGAGACGGGUCGUUAAGAGCCAGAAUAGAUGCCAGAAACAAGCUUCUAGUAGCGGUAUCCCCUGAUCCACGACUAGUGGUACAAACAAAUGCACUCCAUGUGGCAAGGAAAUACGAAUUGGAAGCCAAAGAGCGGCUACGGCGCAUGAAUAUUAUCGGUGCAGGCCUUGAAGUCAUUGGCGUUAAGAAGCCACAGACUGGCGGUGUAGGAGGCGCUGAGCCCGAAGAGGCCUGGUUCGAAGAGAAUCGCGUGGCCAGCCUUCUCGCUGAGCAAGCUCAGGAUGCUUAG
Messenger RNA from Trichoderma gamsii, 1401 nucleotides. RefSeq lists its product as hypothetical. Gene Ontology annotation, cellular component: COP9 signalosome. The transcript has 4 exons. NCBI's taxonomy places the organism in Eukaryota, Fungi, Ascomycota, Sordariomycetes, Hypocreales, Hypocreaceae. The record is from RefSeq and is a predicted model, not a curated record. Bases 1 to 1401 code for a protein of 466 amino acids.